Molecule: messenger RNA, 1107 nt
Organism: Gaeumannomyces tritici R3-111a-1
Lineage: Eukaryota; Fungi; Ascomycota; Sordariomycetes; Magnaporthales; Magnaporthaceae
Product: oxidoreductase
Exons: 1
Coding region: 1-1107 (368 amino acids)
Cellular component (GO): cytoplasm; nucleus
Source: RefSeq, a predicted model, not a curated record
AUGACCAUCAACCUCACCGAACUAGACGCCCACGAGCAGCCCUCGGACCGCAUGCGCGCGAUAUGGAAGUCGUACGCCCGCGCCGAGCCCGCAGACAUCGUCGCCAGGGGUGAUGUAGACGACCUGGCCGAGCCCCAAAAGGCCGCCGACUUUGUCCUGUGCGCCACGCUUCCCGCCCAGACCCUGACCGAGGGCUUCAGACACCUCGACCCAGCCGCGGAGCCUGUGGCCGACGACAGCCCCGUCUACCACCACCCGCUGCUGCCGGGUCUCCUGAUCUUCCCGUCCGUCGUGCCGCCGCAGCUGCAGAGGACCUUGCUCGACAAGCUCGUCCACCGCGACCUCAGCGCCCCCAAGCACCAGAACAACCUGCACCUGCACUACGACGUGCCGUACCCGCCGUCACAAAGCAGGCUAGCUGAGGGACAGCAACAAGAAGCAGACGAUGACGAAGCAAGCGCCUCCUUCUUCACCUACGACCCCGACUCUCUAGCCACCCCCUUGUUCCAGCCCAAGGACCCAGCCGUGCACAAGCCCCUGACGGUGCGGCGCGUGCUGGACCGGCGCCUGCACUGGGUGACGCUGGGCGGGCAGUACGACUGGACGAACCGCGUUUACCCAGACGGCGGCACCAGCCCGCCCGCCUUCCCCCGCGACGUCGCCGCCUUCCUCGAGACCGUGUUUCCGGACACGCUCGCCCAGGCCGCCAUCGUCAACUUCUACUCGCCCGGGGACACCAUGAUGAUGCACCGCGACGUGUCCGAGGAGACCGACAAGGGCCUCGUCAGCAUCAGCCUCGGCUGCGACGGCCUCUUCAUGAUCGCCCCGAGCGACCUCGGUGGGGACCCCGAGGCGGCGCCCCGGGACGCCGGCUCCAAGGAGUACCUCCUGCUCAGGCUCAGAUCCGGCGACGCCAUAUACAUGACCAAGGAGUCUAGAUAUGCCUGGCACGGCGUGCCCAAGGUGCUAAAGGGUACCUGUCCACCGCAUCUGGAAGACUGGCCAGCCGGGGCUGCGGACGAUGGCGAGGGUGCAAGAUUCCAAGCAUGGCGUGGGUGGAUGAAGACAAAGAGGAUCAAUUUGAACGUUCGCCAGAUGAGAGGCUGA